Messenger RNA from Chroicocephalus ridibundus (black-headed gull), 4879 nucleotides. It is a transcript of the gene KANK3, whose product is annotated as KN motif and ankyrin repeat domains 3. The record is from RefSeq and is a predicted model, not a curated record. Gene Ontology annotation, biological process: negative regulation of actin filament polymerization. Gene Ontology annotation, molecular function: protein binding. NCBI's taxonomy places the organism in Eukaryota, Metazoa, Chordata, Aves, Charadriiformes, Laridae. The transcript has 11 exons. The coding region runs from base 444 to 3416 and encodes 990 amino acids. Gene Ontology annotation, cellular component: cytoplasm; cytoskeleton.
AAAGAAGCAAAACUCCUUGCUGAGGGUGUCAGCAUUGAGAGAAGGGUUGGAGCAGUGAGUGAGGGCGAGCUUUAAGGUGUGAAAGUGCCAGGGAUCCCUGCGGGAUGGAGGACGGCCCAGACCUCGGCAGCUGAGCGCCCGGCGCGUGAAGCAGGCGGGGAAGAAAGCUGGCAAGAAAAGGAGACAAACAGCCCGCUGCUGGGACAAGGGAGGGCUGCCAAAAACCCAGCGGGGCCAGGCCCAAGGAGCCCAACCGGGGCCAGCAGAACGGGGUGGGACACGGGCAGGCGGUGGGACACGGUUGGGAUGAGGGCAGGCAGCACGCGAGGCCAUGGGGGCCGGGCAGGCUGGGGGGGCCUGUGCAGGGGGGAGGACGGUGGGGCACGGAGCUGGACCCCAGCCACCCGCAGGCCCCCUGCCAGCAGCGGAGUUGAGCUCAAGGCAUGGGACACCCCACGGCCGAGGUGACACGGGAAGGGGAUCCCUCUUUCUCCAGGGUCACCAGCCCCGAGGUUGAUGGUCCUCCGGUCAGCAGCAUCCCCGGGGAGAAGAUGGCUCAGCCUGCGCCCCUGAACCAGAACCUCCCAGAUCUCGGGGGCCCGUUCUUGUACCGGGACCAGGACGAUGGGGAGAAGAGCUCAUAUUCAGUGGAAACCCCCUAUGGCUUCCUCCUGGACCUGGAUUUCCUGAAAUAUGUUGAUGACAUCGAAAGCGGCCAAACGCUCAAGAAAGUCCCGCUGCCUCGCAGGGCAAAAGGGGCCCGGCAGCCGCCCAGUGCCCUGCGCAGCCCCAGCAGCCAUACCAGCGCCUGGACCUCCACCGAGUCCCUCGCCUCCACGGCCAGUGAGGAGGGCAGGACCGCGCUGCUGCUGUCCCCGCACGGCCGGGCACCCCUGGAGCCCCCGAACAAGCCAACCUCCCACCCCGUCUCGCCGCCGCCGCCGGUGCGGCUGCUCCCACCUCCCACCCGCAAGUGCCUGGUGCGAAACCCGCGGGUGGAGAAGACCUUGCUGGAGACGAGCAGGAGGUUGGAGCAGGAGCAGGGCCAUUUGCAGGGUAUUGGUGGUCCCUCCCACGGUGGCCCGCCAGGUGCCCCGAGUCAGCCACCCCCCUGGGUGCCGGUGGGCGCCGAGGGCCAGGCGGGCUGGGGACGGGCGAGCCCCGGCAGCUCGGGGCGCAGCACACCAGCGGCGGGGCUCAGCGCUGCCCCGCUGCAGCACGUGCGGGAGCAGAUGGCCGCGGCCCUGCGGCAGCUCCGGGACCUGGAGGAGCAGGUGAAAACCAUCCCCCUCCUGGAGACGCAGAUCUGCGAGCUGAAGAGGGAGAAGGCGAAGCUGAUGGAGAAGCUGUCGGCAGAGCCCGGUGAGGCUUUCGGUCACCCCUCCGGCUCCGAGGCAGCGGCGGGAGGCGAGGAGCCGCCCCGAGUGGGGCCGGAGAGCGAAGCAGAACCAGCAAAGGGGCGAGCGAGCAAGAUCGCCGAGCUGAGGAAGCUGACGGAGAAGCUGGCUGUGGCAGAGCGGGGCAGCAGGGCUUUGCCGGGCAGGAGCCCCAGGGCUGCCGAGAGGCCGUGCCGCUCCGUGGCGGUCGGCGAGGACCGGGCCAUGACUGAUGCCGUCUUCUACUACCGGUCGCAGCAGGAGGGCGGCGACGUGCCGGAUGGCGGGACGAGGGAGCGCAGGGAUGCGGCCGUCUGGGUGCUGGAGUCCUCACUGGGGCUGGCCAGCGAGGCGGAGCGGGAGCUGGAGCUGCUGCAGCAGACGGUGGGGCACCAGAAGGAGGUGAUCGCCCUGAUGGAGGGGCACCUGCGGGAGGCCACGCGGGAGCUGGAGGAGCUGCGGCUGGAGGUGUGCGCCCGCCGGCCCCACGGGCGGGCGGACAAGGAGGUGACAGCCAAGCCGCAGGUGGCCGAGGUGCUGGUGGAGGCGGCGGUGGUGACGCAGAGCCGGGCAGCCGGCGACCCCCCGGAGACGGCAGAAGCGGGCGUGGAGUGCUGCCCGCCGACCGCCUGCGUCGGGGUGGGCUGCCGCCCCGACGGGCGGGACGUGGCAGUCGGCCCCGAUUCGGCCGCCAGGUGCAACGACAAGGGCAGCCAGACCGAGGUGGGCAGCGCUGGCCCGGCAGGCGAGGAGACAGAGCCCGGCGCGGGCGAUGCCCCAAGCAGCCCCUCGGCACAGGGUGCGGGAGCAAUGGGGGGGUCGUGCCAGGGCAGCCCAGCCCCCAGGGCAGCCACGCCAGAGACGACGCACCGCGGCCAGGACCCGUCCCUGGUGCGGGAUGGUGGAGCUGCCCCGAGCCCUGCGGCCGGAGCCCUGAAGUCCAUCAUGAAGAAGCGGGACGGUCCCCCCCGGAGUGAGGCCGAGGGCAGCAAGAAGAGCCUGCAGUUUGUGGGCGUGCUGAACGGGGAGUACGAGAGCACGUCCAGCGAGGAGGAGGAGGAGGAGGAAGGAGACAGCUCCUCCGAGAAGGCUUCGGCCGACAGCUCCGAUAGCGAGGAGCAGGGGGACACCGACACCUCGGACGAAGAGGUCGGGGAAGGCGAGAGCGAGCCAGGACGGGAACGUGAGGGGGACGGUGUGACCCUGCCAGAACCCCCUGAGGUGAAAGAGAAGUUCGAGCUGAGCCCCAGGAUGCGGGAGGCCUGCCUCAUCGUCAAGACCCACCUGGGCCACCCCGGGGCCACCAAGAGCAAAGAGGUGCUCGCCAGCAGCAGCCUGGUCCUGCAGGAGUGGUUCCGUCUGUCCAGCCAGAAGUCGUCCGUCCCCGACACGGUCGCCAACCACCUCCUGGCCUUCGCCGAGGUCUCGCCGGCUCUCCUGGCCCACGUGGUGAACCUGGCAGACGGGAACGGCAACACGGCCCUGCACUACAGUGUCUCCCACUCCAACUUCCACAUCGUGCGGCUGCUGCUGGACACGGGGGUCUGUAAUGUGGACCACCAGAACAAAGCCGGCUACACAGCUCUCAUGCUGGCAGCGCUGGCGGCUGUUGAGCAGGAAGACGACAUGAACGUGGUCAGGAGGCUCUUCAGCAUGGGCAAUGUCAAUGCCAAGGCCAGCCAGGCUGGCCAGACGGCGCUGAUGCUGGCCGUCAGCCACGGCCGGCAGGAGAUGGUGGAAGCCCUGCUCGCCUGCGGAGCCGACGUGAACCUGCAGGACGAGGAGGGCUCGACUGCGCUGAUGUGCGCCUGCGAGCACGGCCGCGUGGAAACGGUGAAGCUGCUGCUGGCUCAGCCCAGCUGCAACGUCUCCAUCGUGGACAGCGACGGUAACAACGCUGUCGCCAUCGCACUGGAGGCCGGCCACAGCAACAUCGCCGUGCUCCUCUAUGCCCACCUCAACGGCACGAAGGCGCAGCUGCCCCAGGGAACGUCACCGACGGCCACCAAGGGCCCUGGGAGCCCAAAGAAACCAAAUUAAAGUGACUUUUGGAUCCAGCUAGGGGCCAGCUGUGUGACACCAUCACCACUAGGCUGGGAUUUAUGUCCCCUCUCCUGCCACUCCUUUGUGUGCUGAAUCACUCUGUGGCUGCAGAUGCUUUAACCCUCCUGGCACUAGAGCAGGCGGCGUCCCCGGGCCUCACUCGCCGUCUCUGCUGCUGGAAGCACAGCCACCUUGCUCCCCCACAAGUGACAGAAGAGCCAAGCAUCGAGUGACCUUGGGGUGGGAAACGCAGCGUGUGGAAGCAGGCCCCAUCCCCUCUGCUCCCCCCCACAACCUGGGAGCCCUCCGCAAGUCACCGACUCACUGGAACAGCAGAAAACAAACGCAGCCCCUGGUUUCUGCUCUGAGCAGGGCUGCGGGAGAGCGGGCAGCAGCUCCUGGACCCCACUGUGCGGUGCCGGCAGGGAAACGGUGCUCAGCGAUGGGAGAGGGGACACAAACCAGCUGGUUAACGCUGCCUCAGGCUGGGAGCACUUCCAGACUGAAGUACUUGCCCUUCUUUUGUGGCAUUUCCUUUCCUGGCUGAAAUCCGAAUCGUUUCUAGCACAUGCACACAAAGCAAAAAAAAAAAAAUUAUAUUGCUUAUUCAAAGGAUGGAGUUCAACGCAAAAUCACUUGGUAAUUUGAUUUGCUAAAUGGGAACAAAACUUCUGGGCGCUUGGGGCAGCAGCCGAGCUGACAGAAGGGGGUCAAGACCCAUGAACACGUUUAAGGACUAAGACUGCCCCGCCGAUACCCCACAGGAGGAGCAGGGACCUUUUCCCAAGGGAAAGAUAGCACUCACUCCCUAAACUUUUCCCAUUUUAAACAGCCUCGCAGCCACUGACUGUGAAGGGAAGGAGAGCCCACACCCACAUCCCUCUCCGCCCGCUUUCCUUCCCAAAAGCGGGGAGAGCGGCUGAGGAUGGCUCCAAGGAAAAAGACCGGCAAGAAGAGCUGGGAGCGCGCUGGGGGCUGCAGAGAUGGACGUGUAUGUCGAAGGACGUGUGCGCAUCUGUGCGAGUGCGUGUGCAGCAGGCAGGGUGGGACAGACAGAGUAAGGACUAAGGACCAGGAGGAAGAAGAGGCUUUUGCAUGUGAAGCCGGCUCCGCUCUCUGAAUCCUUCACAAAGGUAUUGCGUGUCGCAGCCCCCACCUCUGCUCCUUGGCCCAGCCUCCCCCAGAAUCACUCCUGCCCACGCCAGCCUGGCCUGAGCCACCCUGUCAGCUGGGAAGCGCUCCCCAAGGAACCUCUUCUGGGCAAGACGCUGCUGUCCUCGCAGCGUUUCAGCUUUGCACUGAAGUUAACAUACGAUGCUCACAGCCACUCUCUAGUACACUGCUCUGUAUGUAUUCUGUACUCACUGCUUUCGUUUCACAGGUUUGUUUACUGAUAUUUUAAUACUGAUGUUUAUUUUUAAGAUAUAAAUAAAAUUUUAAAGUAAAAUUAUUUUGAAAUA